This is a messenger RNA of Rangifer tarandus platyrhynchus (Svalbard reindeer), 1701 nucleotides long. Lineage: Eukaryota; Metazoa; Chordata; Mammalia; Artiodactyla; Cervidae. The record is from the annotation of a GenBank genome assembly.
AUGGAGGCGGGGGCGCGUGGGGUCGCUGGGGUCAUUUUCCCAGCCCGCCGCUCCUCCGCCUCCCGGCCUCUCGGCAUGUGGGGCCGACCCCGCCCCGCGCCCGCGGUCAGCGACCCGCGCUGGCCCCAGCAUUCGUCUUUGGCAUCUGUGCUGCCCUACACAGCACCUACCCCCGCCAACCCUUGGAUAAGCCAGGAGUGUUGCUGGACAGUGGAAGAGGUGCUGGGGAUGUGCUCACAGUCUCCUGCUCGUCCUGAUGGAUGGAUUUGCGCCAGGCUUUGCCUCCUGCCAGGUGUGCGCGCGUCCGCCAGCCUUCUGGGGCGGCGAGCGUCAAGCCUCCGGGCGCCCCACGGCCCAGGGACCCGGCCUCGCUGCGAUCUACCCGGGGCCGCGCCCCCGCCGCGCGCGCGGAAGGCCGCAGGGAGCGCGGACCCGGAGCCCCGGGGCCCAGGCGACCCCGCCCCCGGGCCGCGUCACGGGGCGCCGCGGGUGAGCAGCUACCAUUGGCCGAGCCGCGGAGGGGGUGAGGCCGCGACCCUUCCCCGCCGGCGGGCGACGAGCCAGGGGGCCGGCAGCCUGGGCCCGGCGCUCAAUUUAAACUCUGAAAUCCGGGCCGCUGGCGGACUCCGGAAACGAAACGACGUUCGCCCGGCCGGCCGCGCGCCCCGGGCCCCGCCGCAUUCCCGGAAUCGACGCUUCUCCCGCCAUUUGCCACCCGCCUCUCGCCGAGCCCGCGCUCCGAGAUCUGAGGCCCGCGGCCGCCGGGAGCGGACGAGAGGCAUGGCGCGCGGCGCGGACGGCGGGGACGGCGCUCGCGUCUGGCAGCACGUGUUCCUGCUCCCAGAAUAUUUAAAGGAUGCUUCAAAGAAGACGAAAAGCGGGCUUGUGUUUGUAAAACUGGCUAACCCAUGUUCAGGGGAAGGAGCCAUUUACUUGUUCAACAUGUGUCUACCACAGCUGUUUGAAAUAAAAGUUUUCAAGGAAAAAAACCGUUCUUGGUUUAUAAAUGAAUCAGUUCAAUCAGGAGGUCUUCUUCACUUUGCCACACCUGUGGACCCUCUGUUCCUGCUUCUCCACUACCUUAUAAAGGCCGAUAAAGAGGGGAAGUUUCAACCUCUGGAUCAAGUUGUGAUGGAUGACAUGUUCCCAGAUUGCAUCUUGUUGCUGAAACUUCCUGAACUUGAGAAGUUACUUCGACACGUGACAGAGGAGAAAGAAAUAGACAAGAAGAAAUAUUACAAGUACAGCAAAGAGAAGACAUUAAAAUGGCUAGAAAAAAAGGUUAAUCAGACUAUGGCAGCAUUAAAAACCAAUAAGGUAAAUGUCAGUGCCCGGGUACAGUCUACUGCAUUUUUCUCUGGUGGCCAGGUUUCCAGUGACAAGGAGGAGGAUUAUGUUCGUUACGCCCAUGGUCUGAUAUCUGAUUACAUCCCUAAACAAUUAAGUGAUGACUUAUCUAAGUAUUUAAAGCUUCCAGAACCUCCAGCUUCAGUGCGAAACCCUCCAUCAAAGAAAGCAAAGUUAUCAGAUGAGCCCGUACAGGCAAAAGAAGAUUACACUAAGUUUAACUCCAAAGAUUUCAAGACUGUGAAGAAAAAUAGCAAAAUGACCGCAGCUCAGAAGGCUUUGGCUAAAGUUGACAAGAGUGGAAUGAAAAGUAUUGAUUCCUUUUUUGGUGCAAAACAUGUUAAAAAAAAAUAG